Molecule: messenger RNA, 2365 nt
Organism: Bursaphelenchus okinawaensis
Lineage: Eukaryota; Metazoa; Nematoda; Chromadorea; Rhabditida; Aphelenchoididae
Source: the annotation of a GenBank genome assembly
AUGCGUCAGUUUCAGUCUGCUUUACUGCCAGAAGGUGCUAAGGCCUACGUAAACGGUAAGUUUGGUAUGGGAUUGUGUGUAUGAUGGAUGCUGGCGAUUAUAAAGUUGUGUGAAUUACAAGUAAUGUUUUGAAGUUAUGUUGUGUUGUGUUUUAGGAAAAUGGCUUGGGAGUACCUCUGGAAAGGUGUUCGAGGUGUUAAAUCCUUACACCAAAGAGACUAUAACUGACGUUCCAGACUGUAAUGUACAGGAUGCAGAAAUUGUAAGCUUUUUUUAUAAAUGUUUUUAAAUAAGUGCGCGUUUAACAUAAAUUAUAGUGUUUAAACAGCUGUACGUUCUCUGCAAGAGAUACUGGUUUAAAAUUUUGUUUUGUAAAAUAUAGAGCUGCUAAUUUUAAACUAUAACAUGACGCUGAAGAUCGUUUGCUUUUGAUAUAUUACUUUAUUUAUAGGCGGUACAAUCAGCAAAGCAAGCUUUUCCUAAAUGGGCCAAUGAAUUUACAGCGAAACAAAGAGCAGAAACGCUGAGAAGAUGGUACGAGAUCUUCAGGGAUCGUGAAGAAGAAUUGGCCAAGCUUUUGACAGAAGAACAAGUAAGUGAUUUUGUUAUUGAUUUGUUUUUAGGUAACAAAAAUUCUGUAAAUCUCUUUUUACUAGAAUCGUGUCGUUAGAAACUUUUUCGAUGUGUUGUCUUUGUAAAAUAUUGUUAUGUAUGCUUAUUAAACAUGUUUUCAUACCUUUUAAAAAGCUUUUUAUAUAAUUUGAUAUUUAGGGCAAGCCGUUAGCGGAAGCUCGGGCUGAGAUUCAAUAUUCUGCGGCUUAUUUUGAUUGGUACGCAGGAGAAGCGCGAAGAAUAUAUGGCCAAGUUGUUCAACCUCCGACUCUCAACCGAACUCAUUUACAUGUUCGUGAGCCUAUUGGGGUAGUUGUGGCUAUUACACCAGUAAGUUUAAUUUUGAACGUCGUUCUUAAAGUCUUUCACUUUAUGAAGUGCAUCUAUGUAUUGAAGGUUAAACUUGAGUAUUAUUUCAGUGGAACUUCCCAGCAGCAAUGAUUGCUCGUAAAGCAGCAGCAGCUUUGGCUUCUGGAUGUACGAUGGUUGUGAAGCCGGCUCACGAUACUCCAUUAUCUGCAUUGGCUUUGGCAGCUACAGCUGAAGAUGCUGGCAUACCCAAAGGAGUCUUCAACGUUUUAACUGCUGCUCAUGAAAACACAGCCGAGAUUUCGAAAUUUGUUUGUGAAUCCCAUAGUGUAGAUUGUAUUUCGUUUACUGGUAGUACGGGAGUCGGAAAGGUAAGCACACAUUUUGAUAUCUUUUAUACCUAUUAUAUAUUUAGUAUAUAAUCAUCGUUAUUUACAGUUACUACUUUCUCAAUCUGCUUCCACAGUUAAAAGAGUAUGCCUCGAACUGGGAGGUAACGCUCCUUUUAUUGUCUUCAAAUCGGCCGACUUGGACAAAGCUGUCAAAGCGGCUUUGGCUUCGAAAUCAAGAGCUAGUGGACAAACUUGUGUCAGUUCAAAUAGAUAUUAUGUUCACGAUAGUGUGCAUGAAGAAUUUGUAAAUAAGUUGAAGGAAUCUUACUCAGCACUAAAAUGUGGCGAUGGCUUGAAAGAUGGUACUACUCAAGGCCCUCUUAUUAACGAUAAGGCUGUUUAUAAGGUAAGUUUUGUGUAAAUUUAGUUUUUUUUCUUGGUUUAUUAUUAUUUCAUAGAUUUCACAUAAUCUUAAGCAAGACAUAAGACUCAUUAAUUAAAAUUCAGUUUCACUGAUAAAUUACGUUUAAAAAUUAUACCGUUUUAACGUUUCCAUGAUUCUUUCAGGUCCAAUACUUAGUAGACGAUGCUCGAGACAAAGGCGCCGAACUUGUGAUUGGAGGUGAAUAUAUAGAAGAGACCAACAUCUAUAAACCCACAAUCCUUACUAAUGUAACAGAGAAAAUGGAGAUUGCUCAUCAAGAGAUUUUCGGACCUGUAGUAGCGAUCCAGAAGUUUAGCGACGAAGCUGAAGUCAUUAAAAGGGCAAACUCUACAAGACAUGGAUUGGCAUCGUACAUCUUCUCAGAAGAUUACCGACAAAUCAACAGGGUUUACAGAGCCCUACAGUUUGGCAUGGUUGGAGUUAAUGAAGGUAAGGGAUUUGUGUUUUUAUAACAUGUACAGAGGGUAUAAAUGGAACGUUUUUUAAUGGCUUUAUAUCAUCUAAAACAAGGCCUUUGGUUUUGUGAUAUAAUUCUCAAUGUUUAGGCGCUAUUUCAUCGGCUGAAGCAGCCUUUGGAGGUGUGAAAGAAAGUGGCAUGGGCAGAGAAGGUGGUCCUCAAGGUAUCGAUGAGUUCACCCAAUGGAAAUAUGUUUGUAUUGCUGAAUAA